Corylus avellana is the source of this 1184-nucleotide messenger RNA. Its product is annotated as ethylene-responsive transcription factor 2. Gene Ontology annotation, biological process: ethylene-activated signaling pathway; regulation of DNA-templated transcription. The record is from RefSeq and is a predicted model, not a curated record. Lineage: Eukaryota; Viridiplantae; Streptophyta; Magnoliopsida; Fagales; Betulaceae. Gene Ontology annotation, molecular function: DNA binding; DNA-binding transcription factor activity.
AUACCUUCCACUUCCCAAAUCCUCAAAGAAAAUCUUCAACAACACAACACUCCCGAUAAAUCUUUCUUCUACUCCAAUCCGAAACCAAAUUCCAAAUAUCAGAUACAAGAAUGUACGGGCAGAGUACAACAGAGUCCGAUUUAGCCCUUCUGGAAUCCAUUACAAGGCAUUUGCUUGGGGAAUCGGAGAGUCGACUCGGCGUUCCAGUAGCGGGUUGUGGUGGUAACCCGAUGUUCUGCCGGAGCUCCAGUUUCGGCAGCUUGGAUCCUUGCCUCACCGACACCUGGGGCGAAUUGCCGUUGAAGGAGAACGAUUCGGAGGACAUGGUGCUCUACGGCGUGCUCCGAGACGCCGUCAACGUCGGAUGGGUCCCAUCACUCGCUCCGGGAUCCACUGGGAGUUGCAAUUUCGGGUUUUCAGCUACUGCCGUGAAAUCCGAGCCCGAAUUCUUCACCGCGGUGAAAUCGGAGCGCGAAAGUUUACCUCCGGUGGUGAAUAGGUUGCCGGAGGUUUCUCCGGCGCGCAACGAGGCGGCGCCAGCGGUGGUUCCGGCGAAGGGGAAGCAUUACAGGGGUGUGAGGCAACGGCCUUGGGGGAAGUUCGCGGCUGAGAUUCGUGACCCGGCUAAGAACGGCGCGCGGGUCUGGCUGGGGACUUUCGAGACGGCUGAGGACGCCGCGCUGGCUUACGACCGAGCCGCUUACAGGAUGCGCGGCUCCCGAGCCUUGCUCAACUUCCCGCUCCGGGUAAACUCCGGCGAGCCCGAUCCGGUGAGAGUGACCUCAAAACGGUCGUCUCCCGAGCCAUCUUCACCGGUUUCUUCAGUUCAGAGCAGGUCGCCGAAGCGGUCGAAGAAGGCUGUCGGGCCGGCGGCUCAGGCGCAAGCCGGGUUGCAAGUGGGUCACCAAGCGGCUUCGUGUGCAAGUGGGCAACAAAUACUGGUUAGCUAAAUGCACACAACGGAGGAGGGCAUUUCAGACUUAUCGAGAAAAGCAUACACUGUUAUUAUCACAUCUGGCUUUACCAUUUUGGAAUAUGUUUGGGAGAAAAAUGAAAAUAAUAAAAAAGAAUGGGUGUAAUGUAUAAGAGAAAGAGAGAGAGGGUUGUUUGGAUCUGUAAAUACACGAGAUUUGUUUAUUUUUAUUUUUGGUGAAUUUCCAUAGAAAUGGAAAACUUUUGGUUUU